This is a messenger RNA of Musa acuminata subsp. malaccensis (wild Malaysian banana), 642 nucleotides long. NCBI's taxonomy places the organism in Eukaryota, Viridiplantae, Streptophyta, Magnoliopsida, Zingiberales, Musaceae. The record is from RefSeq and is a predicted model, not a curated record.
GGAGGCAAUUACCAGGAUUAGGGACAACAAAAUGGAUGGAUGAAGAGACCCACGGCAGCCUCCCGGAGUCCAACCAUCCAUCAUUGCCCACUCUGCCUGCCCAUUCCUGUGUGCAUGGAUCAUCAUUGAUGGAGAAAAAUAAAGAUCUAUGCUCAACACCAGCGGCCACCAUCCCUGCUUCCAUCUUGGCUUAUAUAUAGCUUCGGAUCGACAGCCUGCAUGAACACAAACUUCAUCCCUCUUCAUCCAUUUGGAUUAAAGAUGUGCUCCAAGGCUUCGGCUGCCAUCAAACCUCCUCUUCCUGGCCGCCUGCAGACCACCAGGAUGAGGUUAGAGAGGAGGAGGAAGAGAGCCCGGAAGGUACUGCAGAUGGUGAACCUGAAGCUCUACUUGGAGAACAGGUGCAUCAUGGAGGAGAACAGGAGGCUGAGGAAGAAGGCUUUCCUCCUCCGCCAAGAGAACACAGCCUUGCUCUCACACCUUGGCAUCACCAACCUUGUCCCCGGCUGGCCGCCAUCGCUACUGUCGUAACUUGGUUUUCUUGCAUCCACCAUUACCUUCUUGGCCUCCUUAUCUAUGUGAUGAAGUUUGAAUGUAAUGUUAAUCUUUGUUCUUUGAUGAAGUUUAGAUCUGUUGGAAUCA